AUGGAGGAGGGGGCCAUUUCUUUAGUCUUCCAUGGCUUUAAGUUGGCUAGAGAGCUUGAAGAAAACCUACCAAACAUAACUAACCAACCUGCCAUUCUUUCGGCGGCUUGUGAUGAGAUCAUUAAAGUUUUCACUAACGCGAGGGAUCGAUUUAAUGCUCAAUCCACGCAGCAAGAGAUUGCAGUUGGAAUGCAAGAAUGGUUAAAGCAGGGUUGCACACAGGCCAUGGAUUUGCUUCAGUCUCAACUAAUGGGUGGAAGUGGAAAGACUGAUCAGUUUGGUGGUGGUGGCAUGGAAAUGGUAGGAGGAAGAGACAGGGAAACUUCUGCGUGGUUAGGAGGUGGUGGAGGGGCGGUUCAGCUGAUGGAUGUGGCUGAUUCCGGCAGAGGUGGUAGUUCCUCCUCCCAAAGACCACGAAGAAGAAAGGACGAGGCAAACAGACGAAUAGAAAGAUUGCCAGCUCCUAGGAUGGGAAAUACUGAGAUUCCACCGGAGGAUGGCUAUACUUGGAGAAAAUAUGGACAGAAGGAGAUCCUAGGAUCAAGAUUCCCAAGGAGUUACUAUAGAUGCACCCAUCAAAAACUAUACCAGUGCCCGGCGAAAAAGCAAGUCCAAAGACUCGACGACGACCCCUACACGUUCGAAGUGAUGUACCGAGGCGAUCACACGUGUAUCAUGUCCUCCACAGCACCGUCAGCGCCUCCAACUUCCGUAGGCGGCGCCACCACCACCCACGAGGUGAGACACAGUCACCACUAUGCACACAUGCAGAUGCAGCCUCCUCCACCACCACCAACACCAUCUGCUUCAGUCCCUCUUAGCAGAUGGUUGUCCAUGGACAUGCAAAUGUACAGACACUUUGGUCUUAGUGGUCCCGGAGGCGCCAGCAGCAGCAGCGGCGGCAGCGGCAUGGUGGCCAGUGGGGGUGCAGGUCCGUCCACCGGCCGAUACCGUAGGGAAGUUGACUAUCCUGUGGUUGAUUUGGCAGACGCCAUGUUUAAUUCGGGUAGUAGCAGCAAUAACAGCAUGGAGGUUAUAUUUUCUUCAAUGGAGGAGAAAAAGGAAGGAGGAGGAGAAGACCCGAAGAACUAGCUAAUCCCUUAACUUAUCUGGUGGCAUUUACUCUUAAUCUCUGUUUAGAUGUUAAACCUCAGAAGAAAUGGCUCAUUACUUUGAGCCAUUUAAUUGAUUAUCACCC
This is a messenger RNA of Ilex paraguariensis (yerba mate), 1198 nucleotides long. The record is from the annotation of a GenBank genome assembly. NCBI's taxonomy places the organism in Eukaryota, Viridiplantae, Streptophyta, Magnoliopsida, Aquifoliales, Aquifoliaceae.